This is a messenger RNA of Amoebophrya sp. A120, 2753 nucleotides long. The record is from the annotation of a GenBank genome assembly. NCBI's taxonomy places the organism in Eukaryota, Dinophyceae, Syndiniales, Amoebophryaceae.
UUCAAUGCUGGUGGUACGUAGACGUAUGCUCGUUGUAUCUUAAACCGGCGCGAGAUGAAAGACUAGAGCUCGUGUUCGAGAGGAAGAAGUCUGGUGGACCACUUUCGCAAGAAACUGUUCGUUCUCCAGCUACCUUGUGGGGAAAUAUACAGCACUUUAAGAGAACGUCCAGGUAAAAACAAUCAUCUCCAAAAUGGCGAUGACCACGAAGCAACACAGCCGAAAUGCGGCACUGAGGCAAGAGGUAACGCUAUCUGCGGAGGAGGAAAAAAGGGCCAAGGAACUGUACUUUGUUUUCAUGUUGAUCGCAGUCCGUCAUGUGCUUGAUGUUUGUGUUUACCCUUCGAACGUAAUGAAUACGAGCACUGGGAUAUUGUUAUCCCCCCAUUGUUCCAAUGGAUUUGGUAUUAUCCGAAAUGAAAUACUCACUAGAUUCGGCGUGUACGACUACGAUAAAUCAGACAGCGUAUCACCUGCAAGUGAGCGUCAGGGAAUCGGAAGAACUUUUCCUUUAAAAAUUUGUCCUCUUGCUACUUGUUUUACUAUGCAUGGGCAUGGGAAAUGAGUUCGUGCCAUGGACUCAUUUUCUUUGUUUAAGCUAAGCUUUGUGUGCGUAUUCUGUUCUUCCCAUGGAACGGUGACGCCUAUUUGCAUUGCAUACACUAUCUCACCGGAUGAGAUGCGCGAUCUUCUCACCGAGUUGGGCUUCAACAUCGCAGACGAGUCCAUCACACUCGUAAUAUCACAAUACGGUACAUCUUUUGUUGGACAUUUCAGCUGAGGACUUUUUUGCUUUUCAAGAACUCGGAACAAAUACCAGUAUUGCAGCGCAAUUUCACCAGCCAAGUGUGGACAUCAGAGUAGAAACUCAGUUUUCUAGAACGAUGUUGAUGCUAGUGCUGUUUUGUCUAUAGCGAUGUCAAAGAUCUUGAUCUUCACUGACCGACAACAGCUGCGGAUCCUAACAAAGUGACUUUUGCGGAGUUCAAGGGAAUAUACGUGGAAUUCCUCGCCCAAAUGCCGUCCGCGCUGAGGAAAAAGAACAUGGCCGGAGCCUGCCGACCAUGCGUAAAAAUACAAUUAAUUGGCUACCACGCUUUUUGUUUGCGAACGUUCUUGUAUGGAUCAACGCCAGGCUUUUACCGGUCGUGAAACUAGCGAUUUUUUUUUGCCAUGAUUCGGAGGGUUUGAUGGCAUCUCAUCUGUUUUUGAAAAAUCUAUCAGCAUCAAGACGUAUACUUCACGGAAGCGAGUUACCGAUCCGCGUUAUCAAAUUGAUGCAAAUGUGUCAAUAUCUACUUGGCUAGGGUAAAAAAAAAACCUCACUUAGUGGCUGCAGAAUCAAAAACAGGCCGUGAAGCAGCUGCACCCAUGCUAAGGCGCUGCAUUGUGACAUCAUUGCAUAUUUAUGUAAUUUAUUAGUAUCUUCUGCAUGUAGUUAGAUGCUUCCCUAAAAAGAGCAGAAGAUCUUCGAAGUAGUAGUGGUGCAACUUGUUCGGUGGAGAGCACGAGUAUCUUGCAUUUUUCCCGAGGCAUCAAGUCAGAAACGACACUUGCAGAACAAGUCCAUAACUCUUCAAGGCGUACGACUUCGAUGCAAGCGGCACGCUGGAACGAUCGGAACUGAGUGCGUUGCUGUUCGAUCUCGGUAUUGAUUGACGUUUAUCCCAUCAGUUUUGAUGCAGCAUAUCGUAAUGUUUUUGUUUAUGUUUUUGAAUACUAUCCAGAGAACCGAAGCGUGACUACCUAAAUCGCAAAAGGUGUACACAUCCACUUUUUCCGAAUUAUAUACCAGGUAUGCCAGACGUUUACGGAGACAAUUACAGCACGCUAAUGGACGAGGCUUUCUCUGUGGUGGACUGGGAUCACUCAGAAUCGCUGGACUUCCAAUAUAACCCGCUCAGGUGUUACAAUCUCAAACGUUACAAUAGAACAUAGAAAUCUGUGAUGCAAGAGUGCAUGAUCUAGCCAACUCUCAUAGGAUUGUGCAUGACAAGUUCCGGAGCCCCAAACAUCACUACAAUCUGGCGAAAUUUGUAUUGCAAAAGGUGGAACGCUGUGCGAGCCUGUCAAGCUCAUCAUGCAACACAAAGUCCAAAUUCUAUUGUAACGUUUGAGAUUGUAACGCUUGAGCAAGUCAUAUCCAAGAGUUCUGCCAGUUUAUCAACGAAGUGAUCCGGUAUGUAGAGGACUUGCGAGAGUCACAAACUGUAUCCAAGAAAAAAACACCAUCACAAUCACUAUUGCACAUUUUUGCAAUACAAAAAUUUUUGUCAUGCGCAAAAAUGCAUCACAGUCAAGAGUUAUUGGCGAUUUCCCUUUGUGUUUUUGCAAUACAAGAAAAAUUUGGGAUGCGAGAGAAAUUUCUGAUGCAAAACCUCCUACAUGUGAUUGUGAUGGUGUUUUUUUCUUGGAUAAACUGUGCAGAAGGUGUACUAAACUGAAAAAUAAAAAGCGAAAUAGUUGAACUUCCACCUAUUUCCGCAGCAUAGCUGGCACCAGCGUAGCUGCUCCGUUCUCGAUUUUUGGAAGAGGAAAAUCAAUAGCGUAGCAGGAAACUCUACUACCGCUUUCAUUUCUGUGACCAGGUCAGAAGUAGUAGCGUUCGAGGUUGGAGAACAAAACUCGGCGAUAUGAGUUACAGGAGCAAAUGAAAUUCGAGAGACUUCUGCGAAAAUGAAGUUUUUCGGACUUCUUCCAAAUCUUCCAAAUUAGUGAACUAACUUUUAUUUUGCAAUAACACAGAAGCAGAA